AUGUCUGCCAAUUUCCUCUCCUCGUAUCCUAGUCCGUAUCGUACAACCAUGGCGGUGGACAUUCCUGCCGUGUGUCCCAGUGGCUGGACGUACUACGACAUGGCAUCAGAUUGGAACCCGGGUGCCUCAACAGCCUACUGCUGUAAUAGUGGCUAUACAUCCGUCGAUUGGAGCGAGAGACAUGAUGACAUGUCAAAGUAUCUACGUCGACACUGGGUUCAGGGCACGGACAUGACGACAAGCUCAGGCGACGGCGAACUCGAGGUGUCAGGCAUAGUAGACUCGGAUCAAACCCUCAUGGUUCACAGACCCUGGCUCGUGACGUGGGCCUCGAGCGACAGGGCAACACUAACACCAGAGCCACCCACCCUGACCAGUAGAAUGGUUGUGCCAACGUGGACCCCCGGCGAAAUCAUUCCCGACGGCAAAUAUGACCCCGAGCCUGAUCCACCCCAAGAGCACCCAAAUUUCAAGGUCUUUGACCUCUUUAUGUUCCUGGUGGUUGGCCUGCCUGUUAUUGGGAUUGGUAUUAUCAUCGCGGGCUUCUGUAUCUGGGCCUGCGUGUUCGGUAGCAAGAAGGAGCGGGAGGAGAAGCGGCAACGGGCCCUGGCACCGGCGGAGAGGGCCGGUGCGACGGCAAUGGCUGGAGGCCCGUCGGCGGGGAAGCCUAGCUGA
This is a messenger RNA of Scedosporium apiospermum, 675 nucleotides long. RefSeq lists its product as uncharacterized. The record is from RefSeq and is a predicted model, not a curated record. Bases 1 to 675 code for a protein of 224 amino acids. NCBI's taxonomy places the organism in Eukaryota, Fungi, Ascomycota, Sordariomycetes, Microascales, Microascaceae. The transcript has 3 exons.